Umbelopsis ramanniana AG is the source of this 1343-nucleotide messenger RNA. RefSeq lists its product as uncharacterized. Lineage: Eukaryota; Fungi; Mucoromycota; Umbelopsidomycetes; Umbelopsidales; Umbelopsidaceae. The transcript is spliced from 3 exons. The record is from RefSeq and is a predicted model, not a curated record. The coding region runs from base 329 to 1147 and encodes 272 amino acids.
GUUGUGUUGCACAGGCGGAGAUGAGGAUUGAGCCAUUUUGGUGCCAAAAGUCAGCUUGAAGGCAAUUUUUAGAUUCAGUGGGGGGUCACACCUUUUAGCCAAGUCGAAACAGAGGUGUUGGCGAAAGGUUCACGGAAAAGGGCCCUGCUGCAAGUCAAUAUACGGCUAAAAAGCACUGACCAUCAUAAUUAACCUUUUUUUAACUCAGGAUAAAGUCGUGGUCAAUGACCAAUGACAUACGUCAACAGCUCGUAUAUGUCCAACAAAUAAAUCAGCCGAAUCAUAGCUUUUUUUUUCUUUCUUGAUUUUAAGACAUUGACCAAACAAAAUGGUGCACUCUUUCCGACAUCCAAGACUGCAAGUGCGUGCAGGCACAAGCAUAGAGACUAUGCAAAAGGUAGUGGUAAACGACGACGCCAACCCAUUUGAGUUGAAUUCCGACUCAUUCAAAGGGCGUGGUGUGGUAAGGGUCCGCGAGUACACAGGCGUGAACAAAGCAGCUGCUCCGUCCUCAAAGUAUUUCGAUGAACAUCCGGACAAGUUUUCCAUACAGAUUCAAGGGCGAUUUUUGACUCCCGCCACGGCCGACGAUAUCGUAUUUGGCAACACUUUCGACGCUCCCUUGCGGUUACCAACAGGGUCUUCCAUCGCCAUGAACUUUGCAAAAUGGUUUGAUCCAGCGAUAGAGUUAGAUUUAUACGCCGAUAAGCCCACAGCCUUUAGUCCAUUGGUCGUCACUAUGAACACACUCAACGUCCAAGUUAAACCUGAUACUCUUCCACCAUGGCCAUCCCCUUCUGGCGAACGGAUAGAAGAAGAUCCAUCCAUAUUUGAUAUUGGAGCUGGACAAAGGCGUAAGGCGCUAUGCGAUCAACAUAAGAGGAAGAGUUUCGAAAUUACACCUGACAUGGUGUUUUCCAUGGACUUUUACAAUGAGUAUUUGGAUUUUGACAAGUGUGCUAUUCAUAUACCAGGCUUUGAGAUACAAGUACUAAAAUACUGGGACGGUCAACCUCUACGAUUCAUUGCAAAAAUGAGAGACGAUAGUGCUACAUUCUUUAUAAUUGAAUUCACUCUAGUAGAUGAACAAGAAACGGACGAUAACAAAGCGGAAGACAGUCAACCUAUAGACACUGAUAUUGACUAGAAACGUAGAUUUGCUUCUGCAAGUGCUCAUCUAGAGAAUCUUGUAUGCCGUUUUGAGCAGUUCUUUUUGAACAUCUUUCCGUAUUAUUUCAACCGUUUCUGAAACAGAAGGAAACUGUAUAUUUGGUCUAUAACAAACCUGUUCAAUAAUGCGCACUUUGUUAAAUAAAUCAUCGUAUCAUAUCACUUACCUUUCA